AUGAUUCCUCAAUCACCUUCUAGAUCUUCUCAAGCCGAUCGACUCAGUUUUCAUCAACAUCCGGCUUCUCAAUCAGCUCUCGAAGGAGAUAUUCUCCCCCAGGAGAAAACCAAGUCUGGUCCUGAUGACAAUACCUCCUCUUGGCCCGUUGAACAACCGCCAUUAGAAACGUUUGAUGAAAACGCCUUGUUGAACCUACCUCCUCCAUUACCUUUCGACCUGAGAGUUGAGAAUCUCUUAGUGGGAGUUCCCGGAGGAAGAGGGGGGUUGAUACCCCCUUGGAUCGGAAAUUAUCUCAGUAGUCUGAGCAAAAAGACGGAAAAGGGUGAUAGAGCAGGGGAACAAGGUGGAGGAGAAAGGGGGAAAAGGAAAAGAUGGAUCUUGAAAAAUGUCGGAUGUUCAUGUUCUUCUGGAGAGAUGUUAGCUAUUCUAGGAGGAAGUGGAUCAGGAAAAACAACCCUCUUAAACGCUAUUGCCCAUCGUUUAUCUGGAUUGCCCAUAGAAGAUGGUACAGUAGGAUAUUACCCUUCUUCUCGAUCUGUUCCAGCGGUGGAUACGGCUAGACAAUUGACUAGGAAUGAAGUCAAAAGGAGAAUAGGGUUUGUAAGACAACAAGAUUAUUUGGUCGAGCAUCUGACGGUGAGGGAGACUUUGACAUAUGCCGCUCGUCUCAGACUCCCGACUACCCUCAGUCAUGAAUCAGUCAAUAUGAUAGUGGAGCAAACUAUCGACGAACUGGGUCUACGUGACGCAGCGGACACUGUCGUAGGAGGUCCCCUACGUAAGGGGAUUUCCGGGGGAGAGAAGCGUCGACUAUCCAUAGGCUGUGUACUUGUCACCCUCCCCAGCGUCCUCAUCCUCGACGAACCCACAUCAGGUCUUGACGCAUUCACUUCCUACCUCCUCCUUCUUACUCUCUCUCAAUUAGCAAGAAGGGGCCGUACUGUCAUUCUCUCAAUUCACGCUCCACGAUCAGACGCUUUCUCUGUGUUCGAUCGCAUAGCACUUUUGUCAAAAGGCGAAAUUGUAUAUUCCGGUUUGAGGGAAGAUUGUUUAAGCUGGUUCUCAUCAUUAGGACAUACGGUAGAUAGAGGUGUGAAUCCCCUUGACUUCCUCAUUGAUAUCUCCACAAUCGACAAUAGAGAUGGCGAAAAAGAAGAAAUAACAAAACAACGUGUCAAAUUUCUGGUUGAUUCAUGGAAAACAAGAGAUUCAACAUGGACGACUAUAAUUGAAAAAGAACCUUUAGAUUAUAGGAUUGAUAAUCCUUCCGUUGGUCGUAUUGAUGAUUCACAAAAUAUCAAUACUCGUACUGGUCCUGGAGGUAAUUCGAUUAAUGAUGAUUUACAUCGGGUCAUCACAGGUCAGAUGGAUGGUACGGUACAAGAUGUUCAACGACCUGGUUUUUCAAAACAAACGAGGGUCCUAUUAGCCAGAGCACAUAAGAAUGUUUAUAGGAAUAUCCCACAGUUGAUAGGUUUGUUAUGUCAAGCUAUAUUGUUGGGUGUUAUUAUGGGUGUCACUUUCUAUCAACUUCCAGAUACUCCUACGGGUAUACAAAGUCUCAAAAACUUGACAUUUCAAUUCAUCCCUGGGGUUCUCUACCUCCAACAAGUGUUCUGGAUCUGGAAAUUUUGUAACGACCUAAUCAUCUUUGACCGAGAACGUGAAGAUCGUCUCUAUGAUGUGAUACCUUAUGUCAUUUCUGAUUGGUUGUCGUUCUUCCUUCCGAGUACUUUAUCACCAGCUAUAUAUUCGAUUUUACUAUAUUUCAUCGCUGGUUUGAGGAAAGAUGAUGUAGCUGGGAAUUUGUUCACUGUGGUUGCUUCUACUGUUGUUGUACAAUACUGUGUUCAGGGUUUGGCGUUUCUGUCGGUAUGUCAUCCCGUCCUACACCCUUCAGAUAAAGCUGAGGAAAGGCGUCAUUACUUCCAUGUCUUCGGGAUUUAUCCUGUGAGUCUUGAAAGUAAACAUCGGCUUUGUGAGCUGACGCAAAGGGUACAUGUGCCAGUGUACGUCUCUUGGAUCCGAUGGAUUUCUCCGUACUUUUAUUCUUAUCGAAUACUCGCAACGACACAAUUCAAAGAUAGGACCUUUCACUGUCCUCCUGACUCCUCGGCCAACCUAGACCAGUGCAUCGGUAACAACGUUUUGCGAGGAUUGAAUGUUAGUCUCGACAUCAACAUUGGCGCUUGGUUCGGAGGUCUAAUCGGUCUCGCUCUGGUUGAAUAUGCCUUGGCUUGUCUGGUUCUCUGGGUGUACCCCGCAGGAGGCGUGAAACAUGCAGCGGAGAUCGAAUCGCAUCAUCGUGGCAAGCAGACAGAUGUCAUAGAGAGUCAUAUGACCAGAGAUCGUAUAGAUGUCGAGGUUCGGAAUUUGACACUCAACUGGGAGCGUCGUGGUAGGGGAGUGAUGAAAGAUCGCAAAAAGGUCAUUCUCGACGACGUAUCAGUUCGCUUUCCCGCCGGAGAGAUUUCUGCCAUCCUCGGACCGUCCGGAGCAGGAAAAUCCACUUUAUUACAACUUCUUGCUGGUCGUAAACUUCAAGCUGGCGCUUCUGCUCGUUUCAUCCGAACGGGUGAUAUGUUAUUCGCCAACGAACCUGCAUCUACUUCCUCCCAAUCCAAUAUCGCCUUUGUGGAACAAGAUGAUGAUUGGCAUCUCCCGUCAUUGACCGUGAGGGAGACAUUAAGAUAUGCUGCCAUUCUUCGAUUACCAAAUAAAAUGCCUAAGAAACAAAAGAUCGCCAGAGCUGAAACUGUUCUGUUGAUGCUUGGUCUUAAGGAUUGUGCCGACCUACCAGUCGGAGGAGCGUUGUUAAAGGGGAUUUCAGGUGGAGAGAAACGAAGACUUUCGUUAGCUGUGCAGAUGAUCAACGAUCCUGCCGUCUUAUUGGUAGAUGAACCGACAUCUGGAUUAGAUGCAAGUAUAGCACUCAGCGUUAUGCAAGUUUUGAAAGAUAUAGCUGCUUCAGGUCGUACGGUCAUAGCGACCAUCCAUCAACCUCGUAGUGAUAUCUGGCGUUUAGCCGAUAAUGUGACUCUUCUCGCUAAAGGUGGUAUAAUAGCUUUCAGUGGUAAACGUUCUUCAGCAGUGGAUUAUUUUACAUCUAUAGGACAUCCAAUGCCAUCGGAAUUUUUCAACCCUGCCGACCAUCUCUUAGAUUUAGUCUCGAUAGAUCCUCGUUCCACAAAACAUGAGAUCUCUUUAUCCCGAGUUUCCCAUUUAACUUCCCUUUGGAGAUCUCGUAAAACCGAAACUAUAGUGGAACCUUUCUCAAGUUCAACUACCAUUUCAAGAGGAUCAGGAACUACGUCUAUCUUGGUAGCUUUACCAGUAGUAUUAUCACGUCAUUGGAAAUCACUCUGGAGAAGAAAAGAUAUUUUCUUCAAUAGGUUAUUCCAAACUCCACUAUUAGGAGCAAUGUUCAUUUUAUUUUUUCAACGUUUAACACAUGGACCUUCUGGUGCACAAGAUAGAAUAGGUAUUACAAUCGAAAGUACUUCAGCUAUAGCUUUUGUUGGAUUGUUAAAUGCUAUGGCUAUCUUUCCAGGGGAAAGAAAUUUAUAUCUACAUGAAAGUCAAAGUAGUGCGAGAUAUUCUGCUGGGACGUUUGUGGUUUAUUAUACUUUGGUGGAGAUUUGGAUGGAGGUCUUAGCUGCUUGUGGGUAUGCGGCUAUUAUGAACAUCGGAGUAGGAAUGCAGACUUCCGCUAGAAUUUAUUUCGAAUUCGCUACUACCAUCUUCGCCAUGACCAACAUGGGAGAAAGCUUCGCCAUGAUUUUUGGCGCUUGGAUCAAUACCGAAGGGUUGACAGUGACAGUUGUCUCCACUAUCCUCUCCAUCAUUGGACAGAUAAGCGGUGUCGUCUCCCUUUCUUUACCCGCUUGGUUGGGAGGUCUUGCAUGGGCGUUUUGUACCAAAGCCGCAACAAGAGUGCAGAUCAUCAAUGAAUGUUUGGGGUUAAUGUUUAACUGUACGAACGAGGAGAUACAGUCAGGUGUGUGUAUCGCAAGAAGUGGAGAUCAACUUCUCGCCCUGUUCGGAUGGAAAGAUCUUAGCACGGCUCGAUAUGUCGAAAUCAUGCUUGCCGUAGCGGUGGCUUGGAGGAUAGUAGCUUGGGGUAGUAUAGCAUUCCGAACUAGACAAUGGUGA
Messenger RNA from Tremella mesenterica DSM 1558, 4155 nucleotides. RefSeq lists its product as uncharacterized. Bases 1 to 4155 code for a protein of 1384 amino acids. Gene Ontology annotation, molecular function: ATP hydrolysis activity; ABC-type transporter activity; ATP binding. The record is from RefSeq and is a predicted model, not a curated record. Gene Ontology annotation, cellular component: membrane. The transcript has 28 exons. NCBI's taxonomy places the organism in Eukaryota, Fungi, Basidiomycota, Tremellomycetes, Tremellales, Tremellaceae.